AUGGACGCCUCGCCGCUGCCGGCGCGCGGCCUCGCCGCUGCCGGGCGCGGCACAAAAGUGAUCCUCACCGACCUCCGAAAGCACGACGACCUCAACGGAGAGGUCGGCUUCAUCGUCUUCAAGCCAGACGACCGCUUCGACGGCGAGCUCCGGUACCGCGUCCUCCUGCGCGACCACCCGGACAUCGUCUUUGCCAAGGGAUCAAACCUGCUCGUCGACACGAGCGUCGACGACCACCCGAUCCAGUCGCUCCUCGACUGCUUCAAGCAGAAGCUCGGACUGACCGCUUCGAUGUGCCAUUCCGUGCUCGCGCAAGCCCUGUCCGAGUCGAUGAUCCAGCCGGCGUGCCGCGCACUCGCCAGGCCCGCACUCGCCCGCGCCCCGCCCCUGACGGCCUGCCCGUCAGCGCAGAUCUGGGACGCCGCCUCCUUCGACCACGAGUCCGACAGCGCAGUGGUCGAACUUGCAAAGAUUCCCGAUGAGCAAGCGCUGGACAUCCGCAACGAGCGCGGCGAGGCCGAGAAGAAGGCCAACGAGCGCCGCGAGCAGCCCUCGACCAGCUCGGCGCCGACUCGCGCCUCGGCGCGCCAGGCGUCGGCAGACUACAACCAGCCCAACUACCUUCCGCCGGCGAUGCUUGGCGAGGACGGCGAGGAGGUGGAGGAGGACGAGGACGAGGACGAGGGCGGGAGCGUGGCACAGGUCUCCGACGGGGGGAGCGACAGCGACGGCGACGGCUCCGACUUCGACUUUGAGACGCUCGGAGCGCCGCGGGCGCCCGCCAAGCCCUCCCGCAAGGCGAAGGCGGCCAAAAAGGCGCCGACCGGCGGCAAGGCCAAGGCGGGCGGCGAGCGCAAGAAGAAGCGGGUCUCGACCCGCGGCGCCAGGGCGAGCAUCACCCCCGGCGGCCGCGGCUUCUUCCGCGAUACGGCGGAGGGGAUCUUCGAGCACAUCGAGCGCGCCCACCCCGGGCUCGAGCCGCGCCGCGAGGUCAAGUGCCUCUUCGACGGCUGCGCGAAGCCGUGGGUGAAGUGCGUCCUCCGCGGCAACGGCACCAUCAACCUCCACCACGUGCGGACGCACGAGGCGCUCCACUCCAUCGGCGACCCGCCUCGCAAGGGCUUCGUUUGCCCGAGCUGCGACUCCCUGCACGACACGGCCGACGCGGCGUGGGCGUGCGCGGCGACGCACGGCGUCGAGCACGACAACAAGCGCUGCCUCUGGGAUGGCUGCGGCGAGAGCUUCAAGUUCCCGUCGACCUACAAGGCGCACGAGCCCAAGCACACCGGCAUCUGGCCCUUCCACUGCCCGACCUGCGGCGAGGGGCAGAAGACAAAGGCCGAGGCGGACGGCCACUGCGUGAUCGGCUCCGCCUGCGUUUGCGGCUGGGUGUCGUACGCCUGCCGCGGCAAGAGCCUCAACGAGAAGGAGCUUGCCGCGCACCUCAAGCGCUGCCGGGCGGAGGGCGGGCUCGCGACCAAGGACACCUUGGCCGUCGGCCAGGUCAAGCGCCGCAAGCUCAACGAGGCGGAGUGA
Molecule: messenger RNA, 1536 nt
Organism: Emiliania huxleyi CCMP1516
Lineage: Eukaryota; Haptophyta; Isochrysidales; Noelaerhabdaceae
Exons: 11
Coding region: 1-1536 (511 amino acids)
Source: RefSeq, a predicted model, not a curated record